This is a messenger RNA of Capsicum annuum, 1428 nucleotides long. RefSeq lists its product as uncharacterized. Lineage: Eukaryota; Viridiplantae; Streptophyta; Magnoliopsida; Solanales; Solanaceae. The record is from RefSeq and is marked provisional.
AUUUUCUUGAAAAUGGGGGAGAAGAAGAAUAUGCCAACAGUUUGGUUUUCUUUGAAGAAAACUUUGCAUUGUAAAUCAGACCAAUCAGAUGUUCAUGACCCAAAAACAAGAAAACAGCUUAGUGCAAUUUUGACUAAAAAAGGAGGAGGAGGAAGGUCUGGUUGUUCAAGGUCUAUAGCAAAUCUGAAAGAUGUUAUUCAUGGAAGUAAAAGACAUUUGGAUAAGCCUCCUAGUUGUAGUCCAAGAUCUAUUGGAAGUAGUGAGUUUCUUAAUCCAAUAACUCAUGAAGUUAUUCUAAGUAAUUCAAGAUGUGAGCUGAAAAUCACUAGUUUUAAUGGAUUUCAAGAAAGUGCUAAUGGUGGUGGGGGGGUUGGUGGGGGGAUUACUAAUGGUGGCUCAACUUUUGUUGGUACUUUAAGGCCUGGUACACCAGGUCCAGGAGGGCACCCUACAAUGCAUUAUUUCAAUUCUGGUUGUAGGAACACAGUGGCAACUCCUACAAGGAGGAGUGCAUCUUUUCUUGUUGAUAAAGAAGGACAUGGUAGUUUUCCUUGUAAACCUACCAGGCAUUCACUUGACAAUGAUGUUAAUGGAACUUCUGGGGUCACAUGUCAUAAGUGUGGAGAGCAGUUUGGGAAAUGGGAAGCUCUUGAAGAACAUCAUCUUUCUAAGCAUGCUGUGAGUGAACUUUUGGAGGGUGAUUCUUCAAGGAAGAUAGUAGAAAUAAUUUGUCGCUCAAGCUGGUUAAAAUCCGAGAGCCAAGUUGGACGGAUUGAAAGGGUCUUGAAAGUUCACAACACACAAAAAACUCUGGCUCGGUUUGAAGAAUAUAGGGAGAUGGUGAAGAGCAAAGCAAGUAAGCUCCCUAAGAAGCAUCCUCGAUGUAUAGCUGACGGCAAUGAACUUUUAAGGUUCUAUGGAACUACUUUGGCGUGCGGCCUUGGCAUGAAUGGAUCCUGCAGUCUCUGUAUAUCUGAUAAAUGCUGCGUCUGUCGAAUUAUCAGAAACGGUUUCUCCACGAAGAAGGAACUCAAAGGUGGGAUUGGCGUCUUCACUACUUCCACAAGUGGAAGUGCUUAUGAAUGCAUCGAGAUGAGUAAAGAAGAUCCCUCCUUAAGAAAAGCAUUGAUCGUCUGCAGAGUAGUCGCAGGUAGAGUGCAUAGGCCAUUGGAGAACAUUCAGGAAAUGGCUGGCCAAACCGGGUUCGAUUCUUUGGCAGGUAAGGUUGGCGUGUACUCGAACAUAGAGGAGCUUUACUUGCUUAAUCCAAAGGCUCUUCUUCCCUGUUUUGUGGUAAUCUGCAAAGCCUAAGGAACAUGAUAGAAUGUUUAAAGUUAGUUGCGAAAUUUUGCUUCGCGUAUAGGUUUUUCGACAUGUUGUUCUGCAGGAACUCUUUGUCCUUAAAUUCCAAAUUCUUACUUCCCGCAA